Messenger RNA from Alternaria rosae, 2049 nucleotides. RefSeq lists its product as uncharacterized. The coding region runs from base 335 to 1714 and encodes 459 amino acids. The transcript has 2 exons. The record is from RefSeq and is a predicted model, not a curated record. NCBI's taxonomy places the organism in Eukaryota, Fungi, Ascomycota, Dothideomycetes, Pleosporales, Pleosporaceae.
CCCGCUCUCCACCACCAUCAUGGGCUGCGUGUCGCGGUCGGUAGAAAUCGCCUCAUUCCGCGCGUAGUGUUCCGACAAUAGCGCCGUCAGGAGUGACUCUGAAAUUCCUUAUAGUCGCAGCCUGGCCGCGACGACUUGGUGAUCCAGGUGGGACCUUGUGGAGUUGCGCCAGCUGCCGUUUCCGCGAGCACUGACUGAUACAUGCUCACCGCCGCCUUUUAGGCCCAGGACACAAGUACCAUUCUCACCGCAACGCAGCCUCAAGGUCACACAAAACCCCUCUUGCCGCGCGCUGUGCAGCUGCUGCAGGAACACAACGCCCUAAGACGUCACCAUGGCCGUCGGACUCGGAGAGACUAUCACUGUCAUCAACAAGAGCGGAAAGGUCGUGAGCAGUAGCAAGCACAUUGUCAACGUCUUCAAGGAGGCCAAGGCCGCCUACCGCGAGCGCAAGGCGGAGAUCAAGGCGGAGCGCGAUGCCGCCGUGAAGGAGAAGGAGCUCGCCAAGGGCGUCAAGGCCAUCCGCCUGGAUGACGACGACGCCCGCUCCCAGGUCUCGCAUCGCUCCAAGGCGUCCAAAGCCCACACACAUCGCUCCAAGGCGCACCAUGACCGGCCCGCCAUGGAGCGCGGCUACAGCGACAGCUUCUAUGCCAACGACAGCCCGCGGAGCAGCAAACACCGCUUUGAAGCCGACCUCGCCGGCGACGCACACAACAAGGAGAUUGCGAGGAGGAAUUCCGACCAGGCCGUCCAGCGCUCAUCGCAAAGCAGCAAGUCGCGAUCCAAGUCAGUCGACAUGGACCUUUGCUACGGCGACGUGCCCCCGCCCCUGCCCGACAAGAAGUACAACGACGUCGAGCUGAAAGAGAAGGCUUCCAAGAUCGAGUUGCUCUUGGACGAGGCCAACUGCUUACAACACACGGCCACAGCCAUGAUCGAGAACCUGCAGAAGAACCCCGAAGCGCUUGCCGCUGUAUCACUCACACUCGCCGAGAUCAGUGCUAUCGUCGGCAAGAUGGGACCUGGUGUCCUUAUGACGCUCAAGGGCAGCUUCCCCGCAGUUGCAGCUCUGCUCCUCAGCCCCCAGUUCAUGAUCGCUGGAGGUGUCGCUGUUGGUGUCACCAUCGUCGCACUCGGUGGAUACAAGAUCAUCAAGAAGAUGCAAGUCCAGAAGGAAGUCGACGCACCCCUGCCCGAGCCGCAAAUGGCGAUACCCAUGCGUGCCGCUACCAUGCCCAUCGAAGACUCCAACAACCAGCUCGACGAGCUCGAGCCCCAGGAGCUCAGCCGUGUAGAGAUGUGGCGCCGCGGCAUCGCAGACGUCGAGGCCAACAGCUCCGGCACCAGCGUUGAUGGCGAAUUCAUCACACCCGAAGCCUCCCGUACCCUUUGCGCCGCCGGCGUACUUGACGAAGACGACCUCAAAUCUCGCCGCAGCACCCGAUCCAAGAAGCACAGCAGCGAAUCAAAACACAAGCACCACCGCGCACCAAAGUCUGAAGUCAGCGUCAAGACCAGCAAGACCUCCGACUCAAAACGUCCCUCCAGCAAGGUUGCCUCAAGUAAAGUCGCUUCAAGCAAAGUCGCCUCCAGCAAAUCCGGCAAGGAGAGCAGCAAAGAAAGCAGCAAAGAAAGUAGCAAGACUAAGAAGAAGGAGAAAGAACCUUCUGGCCUCAAGAUGUUGUUCCGCGCCCACACCGUCGCCGUCUAAUCCCCCACGGCCCCCAACCAAAUCUCCUCUAUCAUAGCGUUUGGCGUUUCCUUCGUCCUCAUCAUCCUUUAUCAUCGUACAUCAGCAUUUAGCGUUGCUUUGCUUCCUCACGUUUAUACCAUCUAGACGACAUUACAUGGGCAUAUCAAGAUCCCGUCGUUGGCCGCUUGCUUGCUUGCUUUGGAGUCUUCUGGGUUCGUUCGGCGCAGGGGCGAACAUUAUGGGUCAUGACUAUCGCGAGUACUACGAAGAUCCUUUUCAUGCUGCUUUCAUGUAACGCAUACGUAUCAAUUACACAUUUACGGACUCGAGAACGAAUUAAUUAUGUUAACAGU